This is a messenger RNA of Triticum turgidum subsp. durum (durum wheat), 1872 nucleotides long. NCBI's taxonomy places the organism in Eukaryota, Viridiplantae, Streptophyta, Magnoliopsida, Poales, Poaceae. The record is from the annotation of a GenBank genome assembly.
AUGGCUGCGAAAACUGGUGUGAGGUCUCAAGACUUCUCGCAGCGGUUCUGGUACACCUUGUCCCGUGCGAUCAGUGAGCUCUGCGUGAUCAUAUUGCUCCAUGUGGCUGCUACAACAUCAUAUGUGGCCACAAGGUUGGCACACAUCAGCAGGCUAAGGGCGCCAUGCACCAUGUGCUCAAGACUGGACCAAGCCCUCCAUGGCAAGGCAUGGUUCUCCGCUGAUUUGGUGUGUGCUGCCCAUAGGACCGAGAUAUCAUCUUUGGCAUACUGCAAGAGUCACAACAAUCUUGCACAUUCUGCUGAUCUCUGCAAGAGAUGCCUUGCUGCAUGCACCCUGGCAGGCUUUGUCGAUGAGGUUAAUUCUUGGUCCGGAUCGAGGUCUAGACAGUUAUGUUCUUGCUGUUUGGAGCCAUUCAAGAAGGCGUGCAACGCACAAAAGCUUUAUGAAACUGCGGAUGUUAAGGAGCCCUCACAUAAUGUGCAUGGUUCAGACGAAAUCAAGCAGAGGAGCCAAGUUGCUGUGAUAGAAAAAAUCAAUCCUUCCAUGCCACCCAAGGUUGUACCUGAACAGGUCUCUACAGAUCAUUCAAAAGUUAAAGUGGGUAUUGAGGAAGUCAGGGAGUCAGAUGCUUCACCAGGCGCAUAUGAACAAUCUACGAAGGACAAUGGUGCUUCUUCAAAUGCUGGUUUGGCAGCAAAGCCUGCGCCCAGUGCGUCUGCCCUGCCUUCGCGCAUUUUCGUCGAUCGCAACAACAGUAUUAAGAACACUUUCGUCAGUAGGGUCAAUCUGCCAUCUCCUCGCCCAUCAGAGAUAAUCUCUGCCCGGGACAACAAUUCUACAACUCAACAAGAAGUGAAGGCACUCCUUACUCAGAUGUCCUCUGUAAGGGGCCUUGACUAUUCUUUGACUGAAGGAGUAACUAGUACUGAUACCAUGAUUCAGAAUGAUGAAAGCAAUGGUACCAGCAGGAGGCCAUACCUCGAGAGAAAUUACUCUAUGUUGGAACCGUCGGAUGCAAACCUCGGCAUUUGUGAAGCUGAAGGAGAGAUCUCACUUGAGAGUUUGAAGCGGCAGAUUGAGAUCAACAAGAAGUCAAUGCUUGUCCUUUACAAGGAGCUCGAGGAAGAAAGGAGCGCUUCAGCGAUUGCAGCUAGCCAAGCCAUGGCCAUGAUCAACAGAUUGCAUGAGGAAAAGGCUGCCAUGCAGAUGGAAGCACUACAAUAUCUUAGGAUGAUGGAAGAGCAGGCUGACCAUGACCAUGAAGCGAUACAGAAUCUACACGACUUGCUUACAGAGAGGGAGAAAGAAUUACUUGACAUGGAUGCCGAACUAGACAGUUGUCGGAGGCUACUCCAGCACGGCCAAUUUAAUGGGGGGAAUUUUGAUGAUACAGUGGACAAUACACCCGGAUAUGACAAGAAUGUGUCAUUUGAUGUCUUGAAUGCAUCAGAUUUCAUGACGAGCACCAUGUCAGGUUUCGAAGAAGAAAAGGCAUACAUUUUGGAAUCACUGGGCAGAUUGGAGGAAAAGCUUCGCAUUUCUACAUACAAGCUUGCUUCUAAUGAUACCACAAACAUUCAAGAGACAUUGCUUGGAGAUCAUAUAGGGGAUGAAUCAAGUUCUUUUCAGCAAUCAAUUGAGCAGAAGGACAAGGAUGAGUGUUCAUGUUCUUCUUUCGACAACGAAAAAAUGAGUGGCCUAAACAAUCUUCAGGAUGAAAUUUCACUCUUGGAUACACGACUGAGGGCCCUUGAAGAUGAUCAUGAGUUUCUCAAGCGGGUACUCAGUUCCCUCAAAGGCGAUGGGCUUCAGUGUGUACGAGACAUAAUGAGCCAUUUACAUGAGUUGCGAAGAGUUGCAGCUCAAUGA